AUGGGACAGGAGAAGAACGGAGGCAGCAGUGGCCCCGGCAGCUCGGGGCUGAGUGCAGGCAGGAUCACCACGGUUCCUCAGAGCGUCUUCAGGUCCUCUGCCAUUCAGUCUGCAAUCUCAGUCCACUUGAGGAGAAAUACUGGUGUUACAGCAGUGGCAUUUAAUAAGGAACUUGAUCCUGUACAGAAACCCUUUGUGGACAAGAUUAGAGAAUACAGAACUAAGCGACAGUCAUCUGGAGGACCUGCUGGUACUGGCCCAGAGUAUCAGCAGGAGUUGGAGAGGGAGCUUUUUAAGCUUAAGCAAAUGUAUGGUAAAGCAGACAUGAAUACAUUCCCUGACUUCAAAUUUGAAGAUCCCAAAUUUAAAAUCCUGGAAAAACCCCAGUCCUGA
This is a messenger RNA of Molossus molossus (Pallas's mastiff bat), 393 nucleotides long. Its product is annotated as ATP synthase-coupling factor 6, mitochondrial-like. Gene Ontology annotation, molecular function: proton transmembrane transporter activity. Lineage: Eukaryota; Metazoa; Chordata; Mammalia; Chiroptera; Molossidae. The record is from RefSeq and is a predicted model, not a curated record. Bases 1 to 393 code for a protein of 130 amino acids. Gene Ontology annotation, biological process: proton motive force-driven ATP synthesis. The transcript has a single exon.